Messenger RNA from Rhodamnia argentea, 870 nucleotides. Its product is annotated as chaperone protein dnaJ 8, chloroplastic-like. The coding region runs from base 177 to 668 and encodes 163 amino acids. Lineage: Eukaryota; Viridiplantae; Streptophyta; Magnoliopsida; Myrtales; Myrtaceae. The record is from RefSeq and is a predicted model, not a curated record. The transcript is spliced from 3 exons.
UCCUUCUACAUCAUCAUCGUUUCAUAGACGGACGACUCAUCGAUCGUGCGGAUCUAUUUCAAGGACGCAUUUUGGGGAGCUCCCUGUUGUUUGUGUGUGUGUGUGGUUGGAGUUGAAGGUGUCGUCUUUGUUGUUCCUUUGAUCUUUUUGGGGAGGGAGGAAAAAAACGUUGCAGCAUGGCUACUUCUGUUGUUGGCGUGAUUGGCAAGAGCGGUUCUCAGUGGAUUCGGGUCGGAGACCGGAAGAUGAAGAACAGAGUCGCUAGGAAUGGUGGGGUUAGAGUUUCCUGUUCUUAUUCUUAUUCUCCUUCUUCUUCUUCUUCGGUGCUGGAUCCGUACAAGACCCUGAGGAUUCAACCCGGCGCUUCUGAAUCUGAGGUCAAGAAGGCCUUCAGGCAUCUCGCUCUACAGUAUCAUCCAGACGUUUGCAGAGGAAGCAAUUGCGGGGUACAGUUUCAUCGGAUAAAUGAGGCGUACGAUGUUGUGAUGAGCAGUUUGAGGGGCGAAUCAAGUGAGCAAAAGAUGUAUGAAUCAUCCUCAUAUGAACAAGGAGGUGAUGAGGAGCUCAGAGGGAUGAACGAUCCUGAAUGGGACAUGUGGGAAGAGUGGAUGGGAUGGGAGGGUGCUGGAAUUCGUGAUUACUCCUCUCACAUCAAUCCCUACAUCUAAAAAAUUAUCUGCAUCUUUCUUGUGUUUUGUUUUUCAAUCAUAUGAAUGGUGGCCCGCAUUUCACCCCCCACAAAAAGAGAUGGGUUCUUCUUGUGUAUGUAGUAGAAGUUGGGUGAUGGGGUCAAUUGUUCUUUGUACAUAUUAUGCAAUCUCUAAUGGAAGAAGUCCCCAAAGAUCAAAAUGAUUUGGGGUUAUCUUGUAU